Molecule: messenger RNA, 1103 nt
Organism: Drosophila virilis
Lineage: Eukaryota; Metazoa; Arthropoda; Insecta; Diptera; Drosophilidae
Molecular function (GO): nucleic acid binding
Source: RefSeq, a predicted model, not a curated record
CAAGUCCCAAACAACUAAUUAAAAAGCAUAUAUUGACACGUAGCCAGCAUUUUACCUGCGCGUAACAAAAGGUUUCACUAAUCCGCGCCAGCUUGCGCGUCAUAAACCCAAGCAGAUGCAACUGCUGUCAAGUUUACCUGCCAACACGCAUAUAAACACGGCGCUGCAUCUGAACCCUGCACAUUUAGUGUUUGAUUUUGGCACGGCCAACAAGUCAUAUUUCGCGAUGGUGCUUGAAGCCGAUAUACGGAAUAUUGUGCAUACACUAAAGGAUAACUACAGCCACGAGGAGAUCGCACAGAUGCUGGAGUGUGAUGUUGAAAGCGUGACCAGCUGCAUUACCGAAACUGAGCAGCAUGAUGGCAAAGUGGCUGCUAAAUUGAAGCUGAGGCCGCUGCCCGAAUUGCAGAGCAGGCGGGAAGUUGGACGACCGAAAGUGUUUGAAAAUCGCAAGCUGGUCGAGCAGAUGCUCUGCGAUCAUCCGCACUAUACGUCCAUAGAUGUGCAGCGCGAGCUACUCACACGGUUUGGCAUUGAGGUGAGCCGUCGCACGCUGCAGAGGCGCAUCAGCGAGAUAAGGGCGCGCCCAUUUCCGCCAAAGAAUCGAGGCUUGAGUGCGACUGUACGGCAGAGACGCCUCGAAUGGGCACGCGCUCACGAGGAAUGGACGGUGCAGGACUGGCGCAACAUCUUCAACAUGGACGACCAGAAAGUUAUGGUAGAUUCAACGCCCAAAGAGAUAUACUUGGACACCUUGGUGGGCCCCGAUUGCGGCGAAUGCACUGAUUUGAACCUGCUGGAGCAACUAAUGGCCAUCAUACAGCCCAAGAUACAAACGCAGGCGCCACAAAAUGUCUACGAGUUCCGCUCUGUGCUCUACGACAUUUGGCACAGCGAUCAGGAGCUGGUGAACAAGAUAGAUCACCUAUACGAGUCGAUGACGUGGCGUGUGGAGGCUGUCUUACAAAGCGGCGGCGCAGAAAUUGACUUUUGCUAGACGGCCGAGCUAAUUGUUUAUCUUUUGUGGCAAAUACACUUGAUUAUUAUAUUAGUUGUUUAAGCACAAACACAUAAUUGCUUUCAUUAAACAUUUUAGCUUACAA